Patiria miniata (bat star) is the source of this 2228-nucleotide messenger RNA. Its product is annotated as cholesterol 7-desaturase-like. The coding region runs from base 92 to 1390 and encodes 432 amino acids. Gene Ontology annotation, biological process: chlorophyll biosynthetic process; cholesterol metabolic process. The record is from RefSeq and is a predicted model, not a curated record. Lineage: Eukaryota; Metazoa; Echinodermata; Asteroidea; Valvatida; Asterinidae. Gene Ontology annotation, molecular function: chlorophyllide a oxygenase activity; 2 iron, 2 sulfur cluster binding. The transcript has 7 exons. Gene Ontology annotation, cellular component: chloroplast.
AUACAGUGCUCAAUAAUAUUCGCGAUCGACAUUACGUUCCCUUUGUGGAAACUUGGACUUUGUUUGUUAGAAUCAAGAUUCCUUUUCCACAAUGGGCCAAACAGCAGUUGCUUACUCUCUCUUGCUGUACGUAGUCGCCCCUGCUCUCGUUUCGAUCGCUAUUUGCAGAGGUGGUCUGAUUCCCGCGACCUCUUCUUCCGAGGAUGGCAGCAUCUCUUGGCCGGCUUUCUACGCGACGUACGGCCUGCUGGCUGGCUUGGCGUACUUGACGGCAGCCGUGUUGUCGUUCAUCUACAGCCCUCUGGAGUUUUACGGCGAUGAAGGGAGAGAUUCCUACUUGAUCGACAAAGCCCAGGCCGGGCUGUCCAAGGAAGAAGCGGUGGCAGAGAUGAAACGAUCGCGGAAGAUCGGUGACAUACCUCCCGUCUAUCCCAACGGUUGGUUCAUUGUCUUCAGGUCUGCGCAGGUCAAGAAGAUGGAGACGAAAUACGCACAUGUCCUGGGCUUGCACGUGGCCGUAUUUCGCGGGGAGAGCGGACAGGUGUACAUCGUGGAUGCUUACUGCCCUCAUCUUGGCGCCAAUCUGGCCAUUGGCGGGAAAGUCAAGGGGGAGUGCAUAGAGUGCCCGUUCCAUGGAUGGACGUAUCAAGGGGAGGACGGCAAAUGCGUUCACAUCGCCUACGCAGACAAAGUGCCAGACUUUGUCAAGGUUAAAACGUAUCGAUCCCUGGAAAUCAAUGGUUUGAUAUUGAUAUGGUACCACGCGGAAGGGGAGGAGCCGUCCUGGUACCCGCCGGAGAUCGAGAAAAUCAAGACUGGCGAGUUGGUGUACAGUGGUUGCUGGGAAACCUACUUAGACUGUCACAUCCAGGAUAUUGUGGAAAACGGCGGUGAUGUGGCGCAUCUGGAUUACGUGCACGGACCGCAAGUCCUCCAGAAGCGUUUUGUCAAUGUCAAAUGGGAGGCUCAUCCGACAAAGAAAUAUCUCAGCACGACCUACUCCGAGACGGCGAUGCAUUGGGCGUUCAUACCCGGAAACAAAAUUUACCACGAACAGUACGGGCCUGGUCUGUCCUAUGUUGAUGCUAAUGAAUUCAUGCUCACGGGGUGCGUACCAGUGGGACCCUUCAGGCAAAAAGUAGUGUUCAUGAUGUACUCUGCUCCGGCCUCUCCCUUCAACUUGGCGACUCGGCUCUUCAAGAAACUCAAGGUGUAUUGGUCUUACUUGGGGAUUAAAGGAGAUGUGAUCGUUUGGGCUAACAAGACCUACCGGCCCAAGCCCAUACUGGUCAAGGAGGAUCCUUCUAUCGCACAGCAUCGCCGCUGGUUCGCCCAGUUCUACACUGAGAACAGCCCGCGACUCCACCCCGCUGACUCCCUGCAGUGGUAACUCGCGGCAGUGGCUCAGAGUUCACCCUCAACUGAUCAAAGGGAGGCAUGGGGCUACGCUACUCCCCCCACCCCCCAAAAAGAUAUAAUUUGUAUAACAUUUUUGGAGUCAAUGUAGAGUCAUGAAAAUGUAGUUUGCUUGAUCACCAAGUUGCUUCAAUAGUACUGUUUUACCUACCGUGACGAUUAAGAAAUGAUAACAUUAUGCGGAGCGUCAGGAAAUGUAAUCUAAAAUAAACUGUAUCAGAAGAAAUCUUGCUUGUCGAAUAUCAGCUGUAUUAAGAGUCCUACAUGCAGGUAAAUCUCUAACACUAAUAUUAUCCUAAGCCUACUUCUUAGGCAAGACUCUUCGUUUCAUAAACCGUAAAGACUGCAGAAAACGGGGUUAUUUUAGCAGGAAAUUGAAGAAAAGAUUGCUGGACAGAUAGUUUAAGACACUGUGCAAGAAAUGUUCAUGAAAUAAUCAAACUAUCAUAGAGUCCAAAUUGCACAUUAUACACCGGUAACGCGCCCCGGAAACAGGCUGCAUGGCUACUUUCUUCACUUAAAGCGGGAAAGGUUUAGCCAGAUGCCACGACAGGAUGCGGCAGGCUAACUUCCUUUUUGUAAUUUUUUUUUCUUUUCUGUUCACGACUUGAAUUCGUUGUAGUUUUGAAGGUUUGGUGGUGAAGAAUUAUUAGCUGCAUUUCAACUGAUCGCGCUUGUUUUUGACUGGACUAAACCAAGGGUUGUUGAGAUGGAAAACCUGUUCUCUGUUCGUCUUCCUUAUUAGUGUUUUGCGAGAAAGAGGGACGAGCAUCCAAAUUUUGGCUCAUUCUAAUAAUAUAUUAUUUGAAAUA